Messenger RNA from Nanorana parkeri, 1518 nucleotides. Its product is annotated as gastrula zinc finger protein XlCGF26.1-like. Gene Ontology annotation, biological process: regulation of transcription by RNA polymerase II. The record is from RefSeq and is a predicted model, not a curated record. The transcript is spliced from 4 exons. Gene Ontology annotation, cellular component: nucleus. Bases 1 to 1518 code for a protein of 505 amino acids. NCBI's taxonomy places the organism in Eukaryota, Metazoa, Chordata, Amphibia, Anura, Dicroglossidae. Gene Ontology annotation, molecular function: RNA polymerase II cis-regulatory region sequence-specific DNA binding; DNA-binding transcription activator activity, RNA polymerase II-specific.
AUGGCCUGGAUCUGUGUCCCCCGUCCUGCCAUCACUCUGCCCAUCUUACUCCCUUCAUCCAGGCCCGGAAUGCUGGGAACACCGAUCCCAGCAGGAUGUGCGCAGGGUGAUGGUGAAGGUAUACUAAUAAGCCCAAUUAACCUUUCAACACCUACUGUGAAAAACAUUUGCAGCUAUACAGAACUUCGUUAUCACAAGAUGAAUAAAGUUGGAGAGAAGCCAAAUGAGUGUUCCAAGUGUCAGAAGAGUUUUCCUGAUAAGUCAAAACUAAAGGUUCAUCUUAGGAUUCAUACAGGAGAAAAACCAUUUAUAUGUCCAGAAUGUGGAGAGUGCUUCUCACAAAGUUCUAAUCUUACUAAUCACCACAAGACUCCCACCGGAGAGAAACCAUUUAAAUUUUCAGAAUGUGGCAAGUGCUUCUCAUAUAGUACAAGUCUUACUAAACACCGGAGGAUUGACACUGGAGAGAAACCAUUUCAAUGUCCAGAAUGUGGAAAGUGUUUCUCUCAGAUGUUUACUCUUACGGAACACCAGAAGGUUCACACAGGAGAUAAACCAUUUGAAUGUUCAGAAUAUGAAUGUGGAAAGUGCUUCUCACAAAGUACAAGUCUUACUGAACACCACAAGACUCACACAGGAGAGAAACCAUUUCACUGUUCAGAAUGUGGAAAGUGCUUCUCACAAAGUUCUAAACUUAAUAUACACCAGAGGAUUCACACGGGAAAGAAACCAUUUAAAUGUUCAGAAUGUGGCAAGUGCUUCUCAAAUAGUACAAGUCUUACUGAACACCACAAGACUCACACAGGAGAGAAACCAUUCCAAUGUUCAGAAUGUGGCAAGUGCUUGUCACGAAGUUCUAAUCUUACUCAACACCAGAGGAUUCACACAGGAGAGAAACCGUGUAUAUGUCCAGAAUGUGGAAAGUGCUUCUCACAAAGUUCUAGUCUUACUGCUCACCACAAGACUCACACCGGAGAAAAACAAUUUAAAUGUUCAGAAUGUGGAAAAUGCUUCUCACAUAGUACAAGUCUUACUAAACACCACAAGACUCACACAGGAGAGAAACCAUUUAAAUGUUCAGAAUGUGGAAAGUGCUUCUCACAUAGUACAAAUCUUACUAAACACCACAAGACUCACACAGGAGAGAAACCAUUUAAAUGUUCAGAAUGUGGAAAGUGCUUCUCACAUAGUACAAAUCUUACUAAACACCACAAGACUCACACAGGAGAGAAACCAUUUAAAUGUUCAGAAUGUGGAAAGUGCUUCUCACAUAGUACAAAUCUUACUAAACACCACAAGACUCACACAGGAGAGAAACCUUUUAAAUGUUCAGAAUGUGAUAAGUGCUUCUCACAAAGUGCCCAUCUUACACAACACCAGAAGACUCACACAGGAGAGAAACCAUUUCACUGUUCAGAAUGUGGAAAGUGCUUUUUACAAAAAGCUACACUUACUAAACACCAGAUGAUUCACACCAGAGAGAAACUACGUAGAGAAUGUGGCAAGGAUUCUUCAUAG